AAUUUAAUUUUCAGGGUCAACUGUUGGCGGACUGGUUUUUCCUUUCUGUAACUUGAAAACAGUUUUACUUUUGAUGGACAAUGGACGUUGGGAUAAAUACAAAAAUCAGUGAAUAAUCUUUUGUUGCAGAGCUUUAAAGAGAACCCAGAACUGAUUGUGGAACUUCCGUGGGAAUUAAAGAGAACGGAAGUGCAAGUGGUGGCGGUAUAAUCUUAACCCACAGAAAUCUCAAGAUUCACUUUUAUUUUACCAAGUACCAAGUUCAUAAUUUUCCAGUCAAUGAAUGAGUCAUCGUGGUCAACAAACUAGUUAUUUAUAAUUUUAUCAACGACGGCACAUUUUAAAAUGUUUGUUAUGCUGGAUAGACGUAGAGAUAGCCGUGGUAUUUCCGUUGGAGGCUGAAGUACGACUGACAAGCGCUUAGCAAUAAGAUCAGCCGGAUGUACAGAGCACCCGUGAGAGCAAAGAGAAAGGAUGACACAAACCACCGUACCUACUAACAACCUCCAGGGAAGAGGAUUCGUCCCGAAUUACAGCAAGUUAGAGAGAACGAUACUUUUUGCGGUGGUCUUGGGUCUUGGUCCAACGAUCAGCUUUACAUCGUGCAUUCAGGUUCGUGAGACAGUUCACCUUUGGUUCAAAAAUGAAGAAUUGUUACAGAGAUCGACAAUUUCUGCAGAUAAUUCACUUGGCAAUUUUUUCCGACCGGAAGAGCGCUAGUAGCGCCGCCUUUCCAAAAAACUACGAACUAAAUUGAUAAUUGCGCUUAUUUAUGGCCCUUAUUCUGUAAUUGGAGCUUAAAUUUGCAGGUUAUAAAUUCAUCACCGACAGGUGUCAGGCCAGUAGAUGGAGGCAGUUGACUAAUCGAUUUAUGAAGAAUCGAUAUCUCGAAUUGUUUGUAUCGAAUAAGCGCAGGAAAGAUGCGCGUGGAAAUUAGCCAUAACCCGGGAAUAAUAUUUUAUUUACAAAUGGCGACGACAGUCACGGUUUUAUCUUCGAUUUUUAUUAUUAAAAUUAUUUCUUAUCUCUACUACUUGAUUUCUAUUAAUUAAACAAAUAAAGUAAUGAUAAAUAAUGAAAAUAUUGAUGACACUGCUAAAAAAUUGACUGAAGAAAUUCAAUGUAUGAGUAAUUAUAAAAAUUUAUACAAUGAGAUCCAGAGAAUUGUUGCUUCCUCGGCUGUCAAAAAGGAUAAUUUUAAAAGUACAUUACUUGAAGCGUUGAAAAAUAAUGGUGUAGAAACGGAGAUAAGAAAUACUGUUUUUCAUUGGACGCGCGCUCAAGGACCGUUGCAGUCAUCAGAAGAAAAAAAAUCAAACGUCGAUUUAAAUUAUUUGAAAAAAGCCCAAAUUCAGUGGGAGAGACGGAUUCACAAGUCAUUAAAUUCAAUGUGUAAUGAAUUGAACAUACCGCUUGCAAGAAUCCGCCCAAGCGCUGAUAAAGAUGAAUUAACAGACAAGUGGAAUGAACUGAGUACUUUUGAUAUUGAUUUGUCUUCAUACCGUCCUUUGUACGCCCCAAAAGAUUUUCUGGAAGUACUGUUUAGUGUGCAUGACCCAGCGGUCAAGAAACAGAUUAAUGAGCCUAAAUGGGAGUUCAGUCACAUUCAAAUUCAAGUUAAAACUUUAGAGCAGCUGAGGACGACGUACGCAGAAUUAGCACAAGGGGUAGCUUUAUUAGGAGUAAAUAAUGACAUGCCAGCGGCAAGAAAGUUUGUGAAUCUUGAAGCAGAACGUACUGACUUUGGUGAAAAAGUUCUUAGUAGCAAUCACGCACCUAUAGCACAAGAAUUUUUAAAACGUGGAGCUCCUAGGGCUCUUCGUGGUCGUCUCUGGUCGCUUGUACUUGGUUCUGUUAUUAAAGAUAGCGACAGAAAGUACUAUGAAGAAUUAAAAGAACUAGUUUUACAGUACGACAUUAUGGUCGAUAAAUUGAUAAUAAAAGACGUACAAUUAACAGCAAGUAACGACGACCAGUACUUCGUCUUCGAGGAUGUCCUUUAUAAGACUAUGUUAUGUUUCUCCCGGGACUCAGAAGUCCUGGCGCCGGUUACGACUGAUAGAAGCGCAGGCGGGCAAGUAAUUCACGCGAUUCUCCAAGGAAAGCCGGCAGCUCUGGAAAAUACUUUAGUUUUUCCACCAAGUGGUGUAAUUCCGUUCCACGGUUUUACGAUGUACGCAACACCAUUUUGCUACUUGUACGACGACCCUUGCUCGAUGUACUUCACCUUCCGAGCAUUUUAUUUGAGAUACUGGCUGAGACUUCACACGGUUUCCAGUCAUGAGCAGGGAAUUGUUGCUCUGUGUCUGCUGUUCGAGAGAUUAUUGCAGUGUCAUGAACCUCAGCUGUGGGCUCACUUUAGAAAUAUGAAGAUUCAACCAGUAAAAAUUGUAUUCAAGUGGUUAAUGAGAGGUUUUAGCGGACACUUACCACCAGAGCAAUUACUUUAUCUUUGGGAUCUUAUUCUAGGAUAUGAUUCUUUAGAAAUAAUUCCUUUACUUGCAGUAACGAUUCUUAGUUUUAGAAAAGAGAAUCUUUUGCAAGUUAAUAAUUUAGUCAAUGUCGAGGCCAUCCUAGCAGAUCUUUCGUCUCUGAAAGUAAUGCCACUGCUUCAACUAGCACUAUUGAAAGAAUAAAAAAAAUAAAAAUUGUACAAUAAAUAAAUAAAUAAAUAUUAAAUAUUAAAUUAA
This is a messenger RNA of Cotesia glomerata, 2690 nucleotides long. RefSeq names its product TBC1 domain family member 19. The transcript has 13 exons. The record is from RefSeq and is a predicted model, not a curated record. Bases 1065 to 2636 code for a protein of 523 amino acids. NCBI's taxonomy places the organism in Eukaryota, Metazoa, Arthropoda, Insecta, Hymenoptera, Braconidae.